AUGUUAAAUCUGUCUUCAAAAUCUUACUUCAAUGAUAUUAUUAAAGAACAGUUUCAAUGUCGAAAACCAUAUAUUGAAACAAAAAUCUUUACUUUUACGAUCUAUCAAGGUAUUAAUUGUCAACCGUUAGGCGUUGGUUUAGAUUGGCGACAUAUUUGUAAUGAUUUGAUCGAUUGUGAGGAUGGAGAAGACGAAAUCCAUCGUCAUUUAUUAGAAUUAAAUGAAUGUGAUCUUGAACAUGAAUUUCGAUGUAAAUCGGGUAUGUGUAUUGAAAAAAGUUUUGCUUUUGAUUUCACGCUGGAUUGUCUUGAUGGGAGUGAUGAAGUCGAUGUAAACCCAUUCGAGGACUGUUUUCGUAAUCCUUCAAUGGAUUGUGAAGAAUAUGAUUGUACAUCUCGAAACACAUAUCCAUGUAGUGAUGGAGAAUGUGUUAGGAAUGCAACAGAUGAAUCAACAAAAGAAGGAAUUUGUUUAAAUGGAAGAAAUAAAUGGUUUUUGUCGACUUAUGUUAAUAAAACAAAGAAUUUUUGUCAAGCUUGUCUACUUUGUUAUUUAAAUAAGCCUUUUGACAUUCCAUUUGAAACAUUUAUUCCUACGUUAAAAGAAUGUCAAAAUCUGCUUUCUAACAGUUCAUGUCAGACUGAAUGUCAAGACUUUCUUUUAUUCGAUUCGUCACUUUUCUAUCCGGAUGUUCGGUUCUUUUAUGCAUCUACUCGAGAUAAAAUACCUAAGUUAACAUGUUAUGAUAAUGAUAAAUAUCUUAUCUAUGAUUGUCCAACUUCAGCUGCUGAUGAAGAAUAUAAAGGAAAUAUUUGUCAAAAAAAUUUAUCAAGUCGUUUUCAAUGUUUAACUUCAAAUGAUUGUAUUCUAAGAGAUGACCUUUAUUAUCCGACUGCAUCACCAGCCCUGAAAAAUGGACGUUGUAAAGAUAAAUCAGAUAGAGUAUACCCAUUUAUAUGUGAACAACGAAAUGAUAUGGGAUGUCAUCAUCGACGUGGUUUUCAAAUUUCAAGUGAAUAUUUUCUCUUUCAAGAAAUAUGUAAUGGUCAAAUCCAUCCAGAACUCAUCGAAGAUGAAAACAAUUGUGAUGAAUGGCAACGUAAUUGUAAUCUUAAAUAUCGACAAUGUGAUGGAAUUAUUAAUUGUUUUGAUCAAUUAGAUGAAAGAUCUUGUUAUAAUUCCCCAAAAAUAUGUCAAGACAAUGAAAUCAGCAUCGAUUGUAUUUCAUAUCCAGAUCCACUAGCUAAACCCAGAACAUGUCUUCCAAUAUCAUGGAUAAAAAAUGGAAAAAUUGAAUGUUUUGGUGGAGUUGAUGAAGAUAUUAAUUAUUGUGCAAGAAAUUAUCCAAAUAAUGUCACUACAAGAUUUUAUUGUUUUAAUGAUUCGAAAUGUAUUCCAUUGCAAGAUUUAUGUGAUGGAAUCUUUCAUUGUCCAUAUCAUGAUGAUGAAACUAUUUGUCCGAACAGAAUAAAUAGUACAAAAUGUUCAACUAGAACUUAUUUUUGUAAUGAACGUACAUGUGCACUAAAACAUAUUCGAUGUGAUCGUUACACAAAUUGUUAUGAUUCAAAUCGUUUUGCAGACAGUUAUUCUGAUGAGACAUUUUGUAGUUUAGUUACAAAACCAGCACAUUAUAAAAUAUUUUCUCUUGAUGAUCAUCGUCAGUAUCCAUCAGUAACAUCUCAAGUUCAGACUAUAAAUACUAAACGAGAAGUACGUGUUCGAUGCAGCGCUGCUAAUAAUUCCACGCUGAAUAUAUAUCGUUGUCAUCGAGGAAUUGUUGUUAAAUCGUCAAUAGAUGGUGAACAAUGUUUAUGUUCACCACCGUAUUAUGGUCAAACAUGCGAAUAUCAAUCCGAACGAAUUUCCAUCGUUAUAAAUAUUCAAUCACAUACUCGACAACAAUCAUCAGAUAUUGUUUAUAAAUUAUUAAUUCGUCUUCAAACAUUCUCUAACAUGUUUUUUGAUUAUACUGAACUUUAUUAUCUGACAAUACUCGAUGAUUUAGCAAUUUAUAAACAAGUCGUUUAUCUUCGGGCACCUCGAAAUGUUCCACUUGGUUCGAAUAUAAUCAGUUUUUCAAAAACUCCAGUAUUACCAACAUUUGUGUUUGUUGAAAUUUAUUUCGAUACAAACAAUCAGAAAUACUAUCACCUCGUUGCUCUAAUGAAAAAAUCAGUAUCGAAUAUUGUAACAAGUAUUCUACCAUCAAAUCGUUGUUCUCGAAUAGAUGAAUUCUUGGAUUCAUUUAUUAUGUCUUUACCAUAUAUAAGACGUAUUAAAUAUUAUAAUCGUCCGUGUUUUGUGCUUGGUACUCGAUGCUUUUACGAUGAAUUCUACAUUUGUCUUUGUGAUAAUAAUGAUUUUCUUGAUUGUGUUCGAUUCAAUCAUUCUGCGAGUCACUGUUCAACUGCUGAACAAAUCUGUCUAAAUGGUGGUCAAUGUUAUCAACCAAUACAAACAACAGUUAACUUUGAAUUCGCUUGUGUAUGUCCUCGUUGUUAUUUUGGAGAUCAAUGCCAAUUCACAAUGACCAAAUACACUAUCUCUUUAGAUUCUCUACUUGAUCAACAGAUUCUUAUUGGAAAAUCACUCUCUCAGCAAUUGCCAAUUAUUCGUUGGAUAUUUGCGAUGGUUGUAAUUCUUAUCAUUGUUGGUUUUGUUGCCAAUGGACUUUCUAUUCUCACAUUUGCACAAAAUAAACCACGUGAGUUAGGAUGUGGAUGA
Messenger RNA from Rotaria sordida, 2727 nucleotides. The record is from the annotation of a GenBank genome assembly. Lineage: Eukaryota; Metazoa; Rotifera; Eurotatoria; Philodinida; Philodinidae.